Molecule: messenger RNA, 2284 nt
Organism: Cloeon dipterum
Lineage: Eukaryota; Metazoa; Arthropoda; Insecta; Ephemeroptera; Baetidae
Product: 5-hydroxytryptamine receptor 1-like
Exons: 1
Coding region: 87-1412 (441 amino acids)
Biological process (GO): chemical synaptic transmission; G protein-coupled receptor signaling pathway, coupled to cyclic nucleotide second messenger
Cellular component (GO): dendrite; plasma membrane
Molecular function (GO): G protein-coupled serotonin receptor activity; neurotransmitter receptor activity
Source: RefSeq, a predicted model, not a curated record
GCGGCCGCGCGGAGUCAGUCGGUCGCGAACAGUGGCGCUGCGAGGAUGGCAGAGGGCGGCGCGGAGCUCGCGGAGGAGCGCUGACCAUGGCGUCGGCGCCGCCCGCAAACGCUUCGUCGGCCAACGAGAGCGGACUGGCCGGUGCGGCGGCGGCCGCCGGCCCGCCGUACGGGCCGGCGGCCAGCGUGGCUAUCGCGCUGGUGCUUUUCUGCGUGAUCGUGGGCACCAUCGUGGGCAACAUACUGGUGUGCGUUGCCGUGUGUCUGGUGCGCAAGCUGCGUCGGCCGUGCAACUACCUGCUCGUGUCGCUGGCCGUUUCAGACCUGUGCGUCGCCAUUCUAGUCAUGCCGUGGGCACUCGUCUACGAGAUCACCGGCCACUGGAGCUUCGGCCCGGUUAUCUGCGACCUGUGGGUCUCGUUCGACGUGCUGUCGUGCACGGCCAGCAUCCUAAAUUUGUGCAUGAUCAGCGUGGACCGGUACUACGCAAUCACGAAGCCGUUGGAGUACGGCGUGAAGCGGACGCCGAAACGCAUGAUCGUGUGCGUGUCGCUGGUGUGGCUGGGCGCAGCGUGCAUCAGCCUGCCGCCGCUGCUGAUCCUGGGCAACGAGCACGGCCGCAACGGCAACGAGUGUUCCGUGUGCCAGAACUUUGGCUACCAGAUCUACGCGACGCUGGGCUCGUUCUACAUCCCGCUGACCGUGAUGAUCGUCGUGUACCACAAGAUCUUCCAGGCGGCCAGGAAGAUCGUGCUGGAGGAGCGGCGGGCGCAGUCGCACCUUCGGCUGGCGCACGCCGAAGACCCCCCGGCGCCGCCCGUGCUGCUGGUCAGCAACAAGAACGGCGCCGAGACCAAGCUGUGGCCCGACGCCAAGCAGCCAGUCAUGUCCAGAUCUCGGCUCCGCUUCACGCUGGCCAAGGAGCGCAAGGCCAGCACCACGCUGGGCAUCAUCAUGAGCGCCUUCACCGUCUGCUGGCUGCCGUUCUUCGUGCUGGCGCUGGUGCGGCCCUUCCUGCCCAACCAGGACGGCAUCCCCAGCUCGCUGUCCAGCCUUUUCCUGUGGCUGGGCUACGCCAACAGCCUGCUCAACCCCAUCAUCUACGCGACGCUGAACAAAGACUUUCGCAAGCCGUUCCAGCAGAUCCUCUACUUCCGCUGCAGCUCGCUCAACCUGAUGAUGCGCGAGGAGUUCUACCACUCGCAAUACGGCGACCCCACGGCCAACCUCACCGUCGGCGGACACACGACGCGCCACCACGCCAACGACUACUAUUGUCCCUCAGAGUCGCUGGCCGUCAAGGAGGCCAGCGUGCACGCCUCCUCAGACGCCGUCGUCGAGAACAACGGCCUCGCCGAGCACCAGCAGCAGCAGCAACAGCAGCCGCCCCAGGACGACGAGUCCUUCCUCUAAUUCCACCCCCGGCUGGAUAGGUUUCUCAAAGACUGAUUAUCUUUAGUGCGAUCGAACUGGACGUUGGCAGCAAGAGUCUCUCUAUAUCUCUUUCUCUCUUUACCUUCCUAAAUAUGUAUAUCUCUCUCAUACUCGUCGACGCAGCGCAGCGCAGCAGCAGCAGCAAAAGCAGUUUGUGUGUUAAAUGUCGUCCGACCCCCGCGAAUUAGGUGUGCACGAAAAAUGUGUUCCUUCUCUUAAAACACGUGAGACGACACGGCCUCGCCCGCAGCGAACCAUUUCGGUUGGGAAAUUAUAAUUCCGGUCGACAGAAAAGCUCGCAGGUUUGUCUGAUUUCGUGCUGAGAAGUGCGCAAUUUGAUUUCUCGUCCGACUCAAGCAUAUUAAACCAGCCAAUUGGAAGCCGUUUAAUCCGGUUAGGAGGCAAAAUGAGCUAUGCGCUCUCUAGCCAAUCGAUAACUAACUUCAAUUUAAAAAAAGGCAAAAUCCCAUCAGAUUUAGAAUUGGAUGCGGGGAAUUGUAUGCACGGGUUGCUUUGAUUUAGAAAUAUAAAUGGUUUAAGAGUUCCUUUUCUUUUCUGGUUUAUUAAUUUAACUGUAAGUUAGCUUCUCUCUAAACAUUUACAUUUUUAACUCAAAAGAGCAUGUUUAGAUGAAGCUGAAUUUCUGAUUUUUUUCUGCCAGGAAAUUUGUGGAGUAAAAACUAGACUGGUUCUAAAAAAUUUUAAAAAUUACGUAAGAUGAAGUUAUAAAUUUUUCCAUAAUUACACUCAAGUAUUGAAAUAAUUCUUAAAAAUCAUGAAAAUCAUCAACCAGAAUAAGCAACAAACCAGUGCUAGAACAAUUUGGAUUUAAUUAUAUUUGUAAAUUUUUU